Molecule: messenger RNA, 624 nt
Organism: Ceratotherium simum simum (southern white rhinoceros)
Lineage: Eukaryota; Metazoa; Chordata; Mammalia; Perissodactyla; Rhinocerotidae
Source: RefSeq, a predicted model, not a curated record
AUGAAGAAUGUCACUGAAGUUACUGUAUUUGUGCUGAAGGGCUUCACAGACAAUCUUGAGCUGCAGAUCAUCUUAUUCUUCUUGUUUCUAGCAAUCUACCUGUUUACUCUGAUGGGAAAUUUGGGACUGGUUGUAUUGGUCGCUGGGGAUUCCCAGCUCCACAACCCCAUGUACUAUUUUCUGAGUGUGUUAUCAUCUGUGGAUGCCUGCUAUUCUUCAGUAAUUACCCCCAAUAUGUUAGUAGAUUUUGUGUCAAAGAAUAAAAUCGUGGGCUCUAUUGAGAUGGUCACUAUCCUGAUUGUCCUGAUCUCUUAUGGUUUCAUUCUGGUGGCCAUUCUGAAGAUUCAUUCUGCAGAAGGGAGACGAAAAGUCUUUUCUACAUGUGGCUCUCACCUAACUGGAGUGUCAAUUUUUCAUGGUACAGUUCUUUUCAUGUAUGUGAGACCCAGUUCUAGCUACGCUUUGGAUCAUGACAUGAUAGUAUCAAUAUUUUACAGCAUUGUGAUUCCCAUGCUGAAUCCUAUUAUCUACAGUUUGAGGAACAAAGAUGUAAAAGAGGCAAUGCAAAAAAUGUUUAGGAAAAAAUGGUUCAUCACUAAAGUAUAUGUUCGCAAUAAAAAUUAA